GGGAGCUGGUAUUGAUCACAUACCCUACAAUCUAUCAGCACUAAAAAAUACUCAAAAAUCAAAAAUUAAACAAAGCAUAAUGCAGUGAAACUGCUUUUAUAGUAUUAUGUAUGGCUUAGAAUGAGUUAUAUUUAACUAGAAUUCAAAGUUUGUUUACACGUCCUCCCCUACAGUGCAGAAAGCUACGGAAUAAAGCGCCAAAUCUGAAAACACGGACAGGAAGAAAACACCCAUAUGUUGUUAGGUCAUAUAAUUACUGUUCACCCAUCCAGAAUACUUCAUGUCUGAGUGGUCAGGUUCAGUCUUCAGAUGAACGUGAUGCUCAGUCCGGAUCAGGUGUCCUUCAUAGGACUGGCGUUUGAGACUUAUGUGAUGGAGCACCACAAGAAUGACAUCCUACAGAUCUUCCAGGAGGCCAGUGAAGAUGCUCACUAUCCUGUUGUAGUGAAUGCCAUGACCUUAUUUGAGGACAAUAUGGAGGUUGGAGAGUGUUUCAAUGCGUUCCCCAGCCAGGUGCUGCCUAUAUUUGACAAUGCUCUGCAGAGAGUAGCCCAGACCAUAUCUCAGUCUUCUUCCUCAACGCAGGAGAGUUUCAAACUCAAACACAAUCUGCAUGUUCGUAUAUCAGGUUUACCUAUGUGUCCCGAGCUGACCAGAGAUCACAUUCCUAAAGCUAGAGACGUGGGUCACUUCCUGUCCGUCACGGGCACGGUCAUCCGCACCAGUGUGACUAAAGUGCUGGAGUAUGAGGGAGACUACAUGUGCAAUAAAUGCAGGCACGUGUUCUCCAUGCAGGCCUCUUUUGAGCAGUUUUACACCUUCACUCCACCCACCAGUUGCCCCAAUGAGGAAGGAUGUAAUUCUUUCAAAUUCACCUGCCUGUCAGGAAGUGACGCCCCUCCGGCCGCCUGCAAGGACUACCAGGAGAUCAAAAUCCAAGAGCAGGUACAGAAACUGUCAGUGGGCAGUAUCCCUCGAUCUAUGCUCAUCGUCCUGGAGGACGAUCUUGUGGACAGCUGUAAAUCAGGCGAUGACAUCACAGUGUAUGGCGUUGUGUGUCAGCGCUGGAAGCCGAUGUUUCUGGAUUGCCGCUGUGAUGUGGAGAUUGUGCUGAAAGCAAACUAUAUCGAGGUCAACAAUGAGCAGUCUAGCACUGCACUAGUGCUGGAAGACAUCCAGAAGGAGUUUGAAGAUUUCUGGGACAGUCACAAACAUGACCCCAUUGCUGGCAGGAAUGAGAUCUUGAUGAGUCUCUGCCCUCAGGUGUUCGGCAUGUACGUCGUCAAGCUGGCUGUUGCUAUGGUUUUGGCAGGUGGGGUACAGAGAAUAGAUGCAUCUGGAACCAAGGUGAGAGGAGAGUCUCAUCUGUUGCUCGUGGGGGAUCCAGGCACUGGGAAGUCACAGUUUCUGAAGUAUGCAGCUAAGAUUACACCACGCUCUGUGCUCACUGCAGGAAUCGGAUCUACUAAUGCAGGUCUGACAGUGGCGGCUGUUAAGGACUCUGGAGAGUGGCAUCUGGAGGCAGGAGCCCUUGUUCUCUCUGAUGGAGGUCUGUGCUGCAUCGAUGAAUUCAACAGCAUCAAAGAACAUGACCGCACCAGCAUCCACGAGGCCAUGGAGCAACAAACCAUCAGCGUGGCAAAAGCCGGAAUGGUGUGCAAACUGGACACAAGGACCACCAUCCUGGCAGCUACAAACCCAAAGGGGCAGUAUGACCCUAAUGUGUCCGUUUCUGUGAACGUGGCCCUCGCCAGCCCCCUCCUGAGCCGCUUUGACCUCGUACUGGUUCUGCUGGAUACUAAAAACCCAGAAUGGGACAAAAUAAUCUCCUCAUUUAUCCUGCAGAACAAAGGAGCGCCGAGUGCGUCUUCAUGUUUAUGGAGUAUGGAGAAGAUGAGGGCCUAUUUCUGUCUGAUCAAGACGCUUAAGCCUUGUAUGACACAGGAAGCAAACACCAUCCUGAGCCGCUACUAUCAGCUGCAGAGACAGAGCGACAGCCGGAACGCCGCCCGGACGACCAUCCGCAUGCUGGAGAGUCUCAGCCGUCUCGCUGAGGCUCAUGCCAGGCUGAUGUUCAGAGAGACAGUGACCGUAGAGGAUGCGGUUGUUGUGGUGUCUGUUAUGGAGUGCUCCAUGCAGGGAGGCGCUCUUCUUGGAAAUGUGAGCGCUCUACACACCUCUUUUCCUGAUGACCCCUGUGAACAGUAUAAAACACAGUGUGAGAUUGUGCUUGAGAGGCUGGGAUUGACUGAUAUCCUGCAGAAAGAACUGAAAAGACUUUCAAGGCUAGAUAGCAGAAGACCAUACUCCCCUAAAGAGACCAAAUCCUGUAGUGACCACACCAGUCAGCCUCCAACUGGUCAGAAUCACAGUAAUGGUGAGGUGACCACUGAUCCAGACCCCAGCCUGGACUGGUUCCACUCUUUAUCCAGCGCGACUGGAACCGGCUCCAUCGUUCACACCUCCUCCAUCAUUACCUCCACACAGAAUGCCACCACUACACUGGGUGGCACGACGGUGUUGCCUAGCAACAACCGUUCCAUGCGCUGCAAGGGUUCUGUGUGGGAGAAGGAUGACGAUCCAUCCCUGGUUGAGGCUGUUGUGGAAAAGGGCUUCAAAAAGCUCAGAGCCAAACGGUUGAAAGACAUGAAAGCAUCCCUCCUGCUGAGCGAGGAACGAGUUUUAGGAGAGACAGGUGACGAUUUAGAGGAUAUUUUCUCCCACAGCACACCCAAAACGAGGAAGAAACCCUCAAAAAGAAAAAACACAACCACCAGUCCUCCUGACAUCAGAGCCGAUAGCGGAGAGGAUUUACACAGCAAACUCACAACCUUCACAUUCAAGCCCAGAGAGAGAUUGACUCAUGCCGGUCAGUCGUUUGCGAAAACAAGUGGCAAAGUGGCGGUGCAUGAGGGAGCGAAACCUGCUGCACCUCAGAUACCAGAAACACAGGCCCACAGUGAGAAUCGGUCAAGCUCAUGUCGUCCAGCAGAGGGGAGCAGAGCUUAUGAGAAACCCCGGCUAGGAACCAACAAUAAAACAGAAGACGUUUCCUCUCUGGUCUUAAAUGAUGUAAGCACAGCUCAGAAAGGGACGUCUGAGGACACUAAUCAUCAACGACAGCUGCUGUCCAGACUCAACAGCCUCUCUCCAGGUGAGGAGAAUGGCAACACUUAUAAACACCCACAAUCCCCACCAAAGACAGACCACCCAAAGGUGAAGGUGGCCAGUUCAACUCUGGCCAAACUUUCAAGAUUCUCUUUUACGGGCUCAUCUGAGGAAAAGCCUGGUGAUAAAACAGUCCCAGCUACAAACAGCAGUACAAACAAAGAGCCAGCAAACCCGCUUUCUGAAGACCAGGAGAACACAAGCACACUGACCAAGAAAAAUAAAACCACAGAUGCGAAGGCCACCACUGUGCAGACGGGCAACAUGAGGACAGAGCCCUCCGACAGACAGGAAGAAGCCGGAGAGAAUGCUACAAAGAAGAGGAGAUGCUUUGAGUUGGGCUCCGGAGGCCCUGUAGGACUCCUCAAAGGUUUUUCACUGUUCGGCUCGUCUGUCAUAGACGAUGAAGAUCUAGAUGCUGACUGGAUCUGAUGCAGCAGGAGACGUUUGUCAUGUAUAUUUGCAGUAUAUGUAUUUCUUGUGUUUUUUUGUUCAUUUAAGUGCAGUGUGAUGUUUUAAUGGCUAAACAGAU
Molecule: messenger RNA, 3700 nt
Organism: Carassius auratus (goldfish)
Lineage: Eukaryota; Metazoa; Chordata; Actinopteri; Cypriniformes; Cyprinidae
Product: DNA helicase MCM9
Exons: 13
Coding region: 310-3600 (1096 amino acids)
Biological process (GO): double-strand break repair via homologous recombination
Cellular component (GO): MCM complex; nucleus
Molecular function (GO): single-stranded DNA helicase activity; ATP binding; single-stranded DNA binding
Source: RefSeq, a predicted model, not a curated record